UGUAUUUGUAGUCAACAACAACUAUAUUUUUAUGACAACCCACCGUGAAAUCACCGCCUUUGACAAUAUUCUGAUUACCAAUCUUCAUUUGACCUUCCACCCCGAGAUGCUCCCUUUGAUUAUAUAACCCCCCAGUGUAGGUUAAAGCUCAGCUAUUAGCUAAUGGAGGGCAGUGACGAGACGGGUAGGGUUGCGAGACCACAACAUCAUUUAGACAUUCCCAAUUUCAGUUCAGGUCAGAUAGGUUUACCCAUGAGGCAGUUAUCGCCGAGCCCGAGUUCCGAGAAUUCCAAAAGACUUGGUAUCCCUCCUUCCCACCCUAACAACCCCAUGAGGCCUCAAUUGCCUUCAUGGCAAAUGGGUUCUCAGAAUUUGAGCUCAGGAGGUUCGGCUCAUUCAAGGUCUUUGUCUCAGCCAUCUUUUUUCUCACUUGAUAGUCUGCCUCCUUUGAGUCCUUUGACCUCGUACCGGGAGCCCUCGGCUUCUUCGCUUUCGGACCCGAAUUCGGUGGAUGUUUCCAUGGAGGAGUCUGUGGUGAACUCUCAUGCUCAGUCGCUUCGGUCGCCGGUGACUGACAGCAAUCCUUUUUGGGCCGGCGACGGGCUUCCUCCGAGGAGGGGACACAGGAGGUCCAACAGUGAUGUGCCGUUGGGAUUCUCGGCUGUGAUUCAGUCGUCGCCGCAGUUGAUUCCGAUUGGGCGCAGGGCUAGCUUUGAUGGGAAGGAGAGUUUGGGGAUUGCGAAGCCGGGCCAGCUGGUGAGGCAAGGAUCAAAUGGGGAUGGGAGCAACAAUGGUGAAGUAAUGGGGGAUAGAAAAUCGGGCGGGGAGGUUGUGGAUGAUUUGUUUAGUGCUUAUAUGAAUUUAGAGAACAUUGAUAAAAUGAACGAGGAUAAGGAUUUGGAUAGUAGGGCAAGUGGCUCCAAGACAAAUGGGGGUGAGAGUAGUGAUAAUGAGGUGGAGAGUGGGCUAAAUGGGAAGUGGUCAGGUUCUGGUUUUUUGAAUGAGAAGAGGGAAGGGGUGAAGAGGACUGCUGGUGGUGAUGUUGCGCGCACCGUCCGACACUGUAGGAGUGUUUCAAUGGAUAGUUACAUGGACAAUUUGAAUUUCGAUGAAGAACUGCUGAAGCCUCUACCGCUGGGAAGUCAAGUGGGUCAGCAGUCACCUAGUGCUUCGGUAGAUGGGAACUCAGCAAAGUUCAGCAUGGAGUUUGGAAGUGGUGAGUUCAAUGCAAUUGAGCUGAAAAAGAUUAUGGAAAGUGAAAAGCUUUCGGAGAUAGCUGUAUCAGAUCCUAAACGUGCAAAGAGGAUUUUAGCUAACCGUCAGUCAGCUGCUCGUUCCAAGGAGCGGAAGAUGCGAUACAUUGUAGAAUUGGAACACAAAGUGCAAACUCUGCAGACUGAGGCAACCACUUUAUCUGCCCAGGUUACUAAGUUGCAGAGGGACUCUAUGGGUCUUACAAGUGAGAACAAUGAGUUGAAAUUUCGUCUUCAAGCCUUGGAGCAACAGGCGCAACUUAAAGAUGCUUUAAACGAGGCCUUGACUGGAGAGGUCCAGCGACUUAGAAUUUCUGCUGCGGAACUCGGAGGAGAAGGCAACCUGUCAAACCGCAUGUCCCAGCAGCUUUCAAUUAAUCAACAAAUGCUCCAACUACAGCAACUCAACCUCUACCAGAUGCAGCAGCAGCCGCAGCAGCAAACUCAACAACAGAUAAUGCAGCAGCCACAGCAAAAUCAACUACCUUCCCAUCAGCAGAAUGGCAAUGCUGCUAAGCAUGAGUCAAUGCAAUAGCCGGGUUCAGAUGUCGGCAUGUGUCAUUCGAAGGUUAAUGAUGGCUAAAUUCGUUUCUAAUAUCAGUAGUAUGAGUCAAUAUAAUUGUCCAAAUUUAUCGACAUAUUUAUGUAUUGUAAUUAAAUUUACUUGAAAGGUAAGAACAUUUUUUGGUUUAUUGGGUUGGCUAUUGUGUUGAAAGUUUUACAAGGGAAAACAUCAAGCCAUGGAGAAGUGUCAUGUAGAUUUUGUUUGGGGAUUUCCGAUUGACUGUUUUUAUUA
Molecule: messenger RNA, 2049 nt
Organism: Rosa chinensis
Lineage: Eukaryota; Viridiplantae; Streptophyta; Magnoliopsida; Rosales; Rosaceae
Product: bZIP transcription factor 29
Exons: 5
Coding region: 163-1788 (541 amino acids)
Biological process (GO): regulation of DNA-templated transcription
Cellular component (GO): nucleus
Molecular function (GO): DNA-binding transcription factor activity
Source: RefSeq, a predicted model, not a curated record